ACUUCCUCCAGUUGUCUCCAUUUUUGCUCGCCAUUUCGCUCUCUCUCUCUCUCUCUCUCUCUCUCUCUCUUUUCUCUACAAAACCCCUCUUUUCUCUGUAGUAUUAUAUGCUAGAGUGCCCACUGUGCCCCUGGUGUUCCUCUCCCCCUACCUCUUCCUCCUCCUCUCUCCACCUCAACCCAAUAACAAAGAAGGGUUCCCCUCCAUUAUUCCUCACUUUCUCUCUAUUAUGAGGAGGAGUCCAAUUUGAGAGGGAAAAGGAGGAGGUGAGGAGGAGGGGGAAAAAAAUAUAGAAAAACUGUGCCUUUCUCUCUAAAACCCUAAGCUUUGAAGGGAACAAUGGCCUCAAUCUUUGACUCUGCCGCAUCUAUCCUUCUGUGCGCGGAGGACAACAAAAGCAUCUUGGGUUUUGACGAUGAGGAGGUGGAGAACGCCCGUGGCUAUGGCCAUAGUUGGGUUCUUCGGGAAAGGAGCGAUUUUUAUGGGGGUUUCCUCAUGGAUUUCCCCCUACAAUCCGAUGAAUGCGUGGGUCUCCUUGUUGAGAGGGAGUCCGAGCACAUGCCCCGUGGGGACUAUGUGGGUCGGAUUCUCAGUGGGGCAUUGGACCCCUCUGUAAGACGAGACGCCAUUGAUUGGAUUUGGAAGGUUUGUUCACAUUACAGCUUUGGGCCUCUGACUCUCUAUUUAUCUGUAAAUUACCUGGACAGAUUCCUUUCUGCCUAUGAGCUUCCUAAAGGCAAGGCUUGGAUGACCCAACUGUUAUCCGUCGCAUGCCUAUCCUUAGCUGCAAAGAUGGAGGAAACUGAAGUCCCCCUAUCUUUAGACUUACAGGUGGGCGAGGCGAAGCAUGUGUUUGAAGCUAGGACUAUACAAAGAAUGGAGCUUCUUGUGCUGAGCACCCUCAAGUGGAGGAUGCAAGCUGUGACUCCUUUCUCUUUUAUAGACUACUUCCUUCACGAAUUCAACGGCGGCAACGCACCGUCGAAGAUGUCGGUCUCGCAUUCCGUGGAACUCGUCUUGAGCACACUAGGAGGGACUGAUUUCUUAUCUUUCAAACCUUCGGAAAAGGCCGCGGCUGUCGCUCUCACAGUGCUGGGAGAAUGCCAAUCUGCUGAAGUCGAGAAGGUUGUCGCUAGUUGCGAACAUCUUGACAAGGAGAGAGUGCUAAGGUGUUGUGAACUGAUUCAAGACAUGGUAAUGAUGGGCGUUAAUUUACCGAAAACUGGUAGCCCAGCAGUCCUCUAUGUGCCGCAAAGCCCAAUUGGGGUGUUGGAUGCUGCAUGGCUGAGCUAUAGCAGUGAGGAUUCAAGUGUCGGGUCGCAAGAGACGUCUUAUGAGAGCUCACCAACUAGUAAAAGGAGGAAAAUUAGCCGAUAAUUUAGUGUUUCAUGAUGGAACUGCUUGGUAGUUUUUGGUACUUUCCGACUAAUUCAUUUUGGUUUGGUUUAGCGGGAGCUUUGGUGUGGUUAUGAAUUUACUAAUAAAACGAAACAAAAAAAACUUUGAACCAAAACCCAAAAAAGCAAAAAAAAAAAAAAAAAAAAAAAAAAACAUAAAUAGAUAA
Molecule: messenger RNA, 1564 nt
Organism: Ananas comosus (pineapple)
Lineage: Eukaryota; Viridiplantae; Streptophyta; Magnoliopsida; Poales; Bromeliaceae
Product: cyclin-D3-1-like
Exons: 6
Coding region: 340-1377 (345 amino acids)
Biological process (GO): regulation of cyclin-dependent protein serine/threonine kinase activity; mitotic cell cycle phase transition
Cellular component (GO): cyclin-dependent protein kinase holoenzyme complex; nucleus; cytoplasm
Molecular function (GO): cyclin-dependent protein serine/threonine kinase regulator activity
Source: RefSeq, a predicted model, not a curated record